Molecule: messenger RNA, 1408 nt
Organism: Dipodomys spectabilis (banner-tailed kangaroo rat)
Lineage: Eukaryota; Metazoa; Chordata; Mammalia; Rodentia; Heteromyidae
Gene: Sirt5
Product: sirtuin 5
Exons: 9
Coding region: 110-1042 (310 amino acids)
Molecular function (GO): protein-malonyllysine demalonylase activity; NAD+ binding; protein-succinyllysine desuccinylase activity
Source: RefSeq, a predicted model, not a curated record
UUUUAAGGCAGCGUCUCACAUUAGCCUGGGCUGUGAUUUUCCUCCUUGUGCUUCCUCUUGUCGCUGGGGAUGACAGCCUACCUGACAUUAGUACUGCUAAGAAAACCGGAUGCGACCUCUUCAGAUUGUCCAGAGCAGAUUAAUUUCCCCCUUGUGUUGUGGAUUGAAGCCUUUGGCCUCCUCCCAAAGCAAGGUUUGCCUAACGAUGGCUCGGCCAAGUUCAAGCAUGGCAGACUUUCGGAAGUGUUUUGCCAAGGCAAAGCACAUAGCCAUUAUUUCAGGGGCUGGCAUUAGUGCUGAAAGCGGGGUUCCAACUUUCAGAGGAGCUGGAGGCUAUUGGAGAAAAUGGCAAGCUCAGGACUUGGCAACUCCCCAGGCCUUCGCCCACAACCCGUCGCGGGUGUGGGAGUUCUACCACUACCGGCGCGAGGUCAUGCGGAGCAAGGAGCCCAACCCCGGGCACCUGGCCGUGGCCGAGUGCGAGGCCCGGCUGCGUCCCCAGGGCCGGCGGGUCGUGGUCAUCACCCAGAACAUCGACGAGCUGCACCGCAAGGCUGGCACCCAGAACCUCCUGGAAAUCCACGGAACCUUAUUUAAAACUCGAUGCACCUCUUGUGGCGUUGUGGCUGAGAACUACAACAGUCCAAUUUGUCCAGCUUUAUCAGGAAAAGGCGCUCCAGAUCCUGAAACUCGAGAUGCAGGAAUCCCAGUUGAGAAACUGCCCAGGUGUGAGGAGGCAGGGUGCGGGGGCUUGCUGCGACCACAUGUGGUGUGGUUUGGAGAAAACCUGGAUCCUGCCAUUCUGGAGGAGGUGGACAGAGAGCUUGCCCUCUGUGACCUGUGUCUAGUGGUAGGGACUUCAUCUGUGGUCUACCCAGCUGCCUUGUUUGCCCCUCAAGUGGCUGCUAGGGGAGUUCCAGUGGCCGAGUUUAACACGGAGACCACCCCAGCCACAAACACAUUCAGGUUUCACUUCCAGGGACCCUGUGGGACCACCCUUCCUGAAGCCCUGGCUCCUCAUGAAAUGGAAACUGUUCCUUAAACAUUCUGUGAACGGAAAAAUAAUAGUGGAUCUGAGAACUAGGCCACACACGGAACAUUCUUGUGGAUGUUGAGCUGAAUACUGAAGAUCUAAAAAUAUCCUCUGAUACCUGGUGGGGAUUCAGCCUCUUGAUAAAUGAUUGGCUUAGAAAAGCUGUGACAAAAGCAUUUAUUUAGAUGAAGCUAGAGAAGUGUGGAGUUAACACACUUUAGUUGGUUUGAACUAAAAUACAAGUUCUUAUGUUUGAUGUUUUGGUCAGUUAUUGGGAGGGAAAAAUUUGUGAUUACAUUGUCUUAAAAAGAAGUGGGUUAAUGAUUGUGGAUCUUUGCUCUUUGAUCCAGAAAUAGAGGAAAGCCUCAGCUGGUA